Impatiens glandulifera is the source of this 732-nucleotide messenger RNA. RefSeq names its product serine decarboxylase 1-like. The record is from RefSeq and is a predicted model, not a curated record. Bases 94 to 732 code for a protein of 212 amino acids. NCBI's taxonomy places the organism in Eukaryota, Viridiplantae, Streptophyta, Magnoliopsida, Ericales, Balsaminaceae. The transcript has 2 exons.
AGAGUUACUUUCAAGAAGCAAAUUGGAAGUGUAACAAUUUCAGGGCACAAGUUUAUAGGAUGUCCAAUACCUUGUGGGGUUUACAUAACAAGAAUGCGACACAUUAACACUCUCUCAAAAAAUAUAGAGUAUAUAGGUUCUUCCGACACCACUAUAAUGGGAGGUAGAAGCGGUCAUGCUCCAAUCUUUUUGUGGUAUGCCUUAAACAUAAAGGGUUAUAAUAGAUUUCGGAAAGAAGUUGAAAAAUGUCUUACAAAUGCUCGUUACUUGAAGGAUCGGAUUGUGGAAAUAGGGAUUAGUGCCAUGCUUAACGAGUCGAGCAACACGGUUGUAUUUGAGCGGCCUCUAGACAAUGAGUUUGCCCAUCGAUGGCAACUCGCUUGUGAAAGAAGCAUGGCGCAUGUAAUUGUGAUGCCCAAUAUAACCGUUGAAAAGCUAGAUGAAUUCUUGGAUGAAUUGUCGAAGAAACACUCUCAAUGGUACAAAAACGGGGAAGGAGUUCAACCUCCUUGUCUUGCAGCCGAUAUAGAAGAAACACUCUCAAUGUCAUCAGGGGUAUCAGAAGAGAAGAACCAAAUGUUGCCGGAAACCUGUCAUCCGCUCUCCGACGUAUCGCCGGGAAAGAUCAGCAAUGUCGGCGCCGGCAAACUUGUCCAGAGAAGGGAGGAAAACAGAGAGACUGUGCCUCGUAGACUACUUCUAGCAGUGACAGAGCCAGGAAGAGAAAAAUAG